UGUACCGGCUUAAGCUCCGACGAGGAACAAGAAUCCGAAGAAGAUGACGACGACGAUGAUAAUUGGGUGGAAGAUUGGGUCAUUGGAAAGCUGACAGAUGGAGAUGCAGAAAAAGACGGUGGGUCUCCCGGAAUCGGUGUGCCUGUUGGCGGCGAGGGACAAGCAGAGGAUCUCCAAGAUGAGAGCGGACGGGUGGGAGUAUGUGCGGAGAGUCCGCAGCGAGGUGCAACCGGUACCAGAUUCGGAGUUGAGGAGAACCCUGACACUGUCAUCGGCGAGCAAGGUGUCCAGCGCUCGUGUAAAGUGUGCGCGAUCUACAAAGUGCAGCCAAGGAAAUUUACAAAUAUCUGCAAUGGACUGGACAUCCCACGGCUACUGCUGAACGAGCACAAGCUGCGCCAUCGCCCACCACCCUCGCACCCGGGAAAGAAGCGUAGACGCCGAGAAUCGGAGGCUGGCGAAGCGCAUAGUGAUGAUGUCGCCGCCGAGCAGAGCGACGGAAAUGCUGACGAGUCGGCUGGAAACACAGAAGGCGAUGAACCGUAG
Molecule: messenger RNA, 546 nt
Organism: Phytophthora infestans T30-4
Lineage: Eukaryota; Oomycota; Peronosporomycetes; Peronosporales; Peronosporaceae
Exons: 4
Source: RefSeq, a predicted model, not a curated record